GUAUGUGUUACUUUUGACUUUAAUUUGGGAACACUGUUUUAAUACUAUUUUCAUUUUGCACUGUCAACACUACGGGUCAUAGCAACAAAAUGUAAUGAUUGCAGUCUGCUGUCGUUUUUUCAAGCUCGGUGUCGUGUGGGGUUUGGUGUGUUAUUUACUUAAUUAUUUUUAUAGAUAUUAAUAAAGGUUAGAUGAGGAAAUAUAAAAUGUUGAAAAUAAUGUGAAUAAUAUAAAAAUCGAGUAAUUGUGCGUAUUUACAUCACUCACGUUGGUUGAAAUUCAAUAAAGAACAAAACAUUUCUUGUCUUCCAAUUCCAUAUAAGAUAAAAGCUUAUCUUAAGCAGAGCGUAAAGAUGUCAACACGCAAUUUUUAUGAAAUUUUAAAUUCGCAGUCGAACGCAAGCUAUGAAGAAUUAAAAGAGAAUUACAAACAAUUAAUUCUACAAUGUCAUCCAGAUAAAUUACUACAAGAUAUUAAUGCGCAUAAAGAUACAAAUUCUACAACAACAGCAACAGCAACAGCAAUGGCAACAAUGAAAGCAGAAGCCGGCAAUGCUUUUGUUAAUGAUGUUCAAGAAAAUAACAAAACAGAUAAUAAAGAUUUUGCUGAUAUUGUUGAUGGUGACCUAAAUGCUAAAUCCGAUAGAAAAUUUGUGGCAAUAAAUGAAGCAUGGAAUACACUCAAAGAUCCCACAAAACGUAAACUCUAUGAUGCCGAAAUGCUGUUGACAAAAUUUCAAACGCACAGCAACGUCUUCGAGAGACUUACAUUAGCCGAUAUGGAAAAACAUAGCGGUAAUAAUACAAUCAAUCUUGCCAAUACUAAUCAAUCGAAUGAUAAUGAUGAUGAUGUUGUUGAUGUUGAUGUAGACGAAAAUGGAAUAUCUACGUCUGAUACAUACUAUACAUAUGAUUGCCGUUGUGGCGGUCAAUAUAUUGUGGAUGAGUCAGCGGACAAUGAAAUUUUUAACCACAAACGCAGUGAUUGUGAAGUGAUUGUUGAGUGCAACGAAUGUUCUUUAGUUGUUAUAUUAAAUGGAUGAAACGAAAAAGUUCGCAAUAAACCGCAAAUAAAAAAUUAUAAAUAAAUUAA
Molecule: messenger RNA, 1093 nt
Organism: Teleopsis dalmanni
Lineage: Eukaryota; Metazoa; Arthropoda; Insecta; Diptera; Diopsidae
Product: DPH4 homolog
Exons: 2
Coding region: 354-1043 (229 amino acids)
Biological process (GO): positive regulation of ATP-dependent activity
Molecular function (GO): ferrous iron binding; ATPase activator activity
Source: RefSeq, a predicted model, not a curated record